Hypanus sabinus (Atlantic stingray) is the source of this 3621-nucleotide messenger RNA. It is a transcript of the gene dgat1a, whose product is annotated as diacylglycerol O-acyltransferase 1a. The coding region runs from base 131 to 1561 and encodes 476 amino acids. Gene Ontology annotation, cellular component: endoplasmic reticulum membrane. Gene Ontology annotation, biological process: triglyceride biosynthetic process. Gene Ontology annotation, molecular function: diacylglycerol O-acyltransferase activity. The record is from RefSeq and is a predicted model, not a curated record. The transcript has 17 exons. Lineage: Eukaryota; Metazoa; Chordata; Chondrichthyes; Myliobatiformes; Dasyatidae.
ACCGUGGCAUGGCAACUGGCCAGGCUGAGGAGGUGGUUGGUGGCUGAGCGUGGAGUCCAGGUUGUGAGUGCGGGUCCGUGCGCGAACCUUGACCCCGGUUCCCGGGGCAACCCGAGUGGCGGCAGAGGCAAUGGCGACCAGCGGUGGGGGAGAUGAGGGAGGAGGAACGAGGCGGCGACGGGGACACGGCAGCGGGAAGGCGUCGCGGACCCUGAGCCACAAGGAUUUGAAGGAACUGAAGGAGGAAGAGGAGGAACACCGGGAUUCAACUGAACUCAGUUGCCAUAAGCUCCAGGAGUCCUUGUUGAGCUCGGCGAGUGGGUUCAGCAAUUACAGAGGAAUUCUCAACUGGUGUGUGGUGAUGCUGAUUUUGAGCAAUGCACGCCUUUUCCUGGAGAAUCUUAUUAAGUACGGCAUCUUAGUGGAUCCAAUCCAAGUAAUCUCACUCUUUCUGAAGGAUCCCUAUAGCUGGCCUGCUUUGUGUCUUAUCAUUGCCUCGAACAUUUUUGUAAUAGUGACACUGCAGAUUGAGAGGAAAAUGGCUGUGGGUUCUUUGUCUGAGAGAUGGGGGUUCAUCUUGCACACCAUUAAUCUGAUCACCAUCCUCGCCUUCCCUGCCGCUGUGGUGUUAACUGUCCCCUCUGUAACUCCAGUUGGUGCUGUGCUGGCCCUGAUGUGCUACACCAUCCUCUUCCUCAAGUUCUACUCAUACAAGGACGUAAACAGAUGGAGUAGGGAACGGUGCAAAGCCAAAGUGAAGACUUUAUCAAGGUCAUUGUCAGCGCCUGGGCUGAAGGAGAAUGGAAAAGCCAUGCAGUCGGUAGUCAUGUAUCCAGGAAACCUGACAUACAAAGAUAUGUAUUACUUCCUGUUUGCACCCACCCUGUGCUACGAGCUAAACUUCCCCCGGUCACCCAGAAUCCGCAAGCGGUUCCUGCUGAGGCGAAUGUUUGAAAUGCUUUUCUUCAUCCAGUUACAAGUGGGGUUAAUUCAGCAGUGGAUGGUGCCAGCCGUACAGAAUUCCAUGAAGCCAUUCAGAGAUAUGGACUAUUCCAGGAUGAUUGAACGCCUUCUGAAGCUUGCUGUGCCCAACCACCUGAUCUGGCUCAUCUUCUUCUACUGGUUCUUCCACUCCUCUAUGAACUUCUUGGCUGAGCUGAUGCAGUUCGGAGACCGGGAGUUCUACAGGGAUUGGUGGAAUUCGGAAACAGUGACGUACUUCUGGAAGAACUGGAAUAUUCCUGUCCAUAAGUGGUGCACCAGACACUUCUACAAGCCCAUGCUGAAGCAGGGGGUGGACAAGCGAAUGGCUCAGACAGCAGUCUUCCUCGCUUCAGCUUUCUUCCAUGAGUACUUGGUCAGCGUCCCUCUGAAGAUGUUCCGGCUCUGGGCAUUCAUGGGCAUGAUGGCACAGGUGCCGUUGGCCUGGCUGGUGGGCCGGUUUCUGAGUGGCAAUUACGGCAACGCGGCCGUCUGGCUGUCCCUGAUCAUUGGUCAGCCAGUGGCAGUCCUAAUGUACGUGCACGACUACUACAUCCUGAACUACGGCGGAAGCCUGUGACACCAGGACCCUCGCUAGGAGCCUUCAUGGGGGGAGAGGAAGUGUCACUAUUUCAUUGCCUGAGGGAGAGAUUAAUGCCUUAAAGGGAAUGGUUGAGGAGCAGGAUAUGACCCUUUAAUUAGAAGCAACUCCAUCUUUGGGGAGUGGAGGGGGAUGUGGCCAUGUGUUAGAGGGUGGGGAGUCUCUGAACUCAGAUGGUGUGAGACCGUCCAUUAUAGUGAAGCUGGUGGUCAGUGUGUUUGGACCCAAUUCCAAGGGUGCUGGGGGAGGGUUUGUCUAAUUUCCCGACUCCCCCCGCCUCUGAGUCACUAAGCCUGGGGACCUGAAUGCUUGGUUGUUCACAUCUUGGGGUCUGAGAGGGGCAGCUCAUUCCCCUGGUAAUUCCCCCUCCAUUCCUCUCCCCACCUGGCUAACGGGGGUUCACCCUGCUUCACAAUGUACAUCCUGUGGUCAUCUUCAUGGAGUGGGGAGUGCUGGGGAGGGAGACGUGUCACUCUGCAGAGGUGGACUUGCCAUUGGGUCCCAGCCUCACAUUCAGGAACUCCUGGCACUCACCCGAGACACACAGAUCAGCCACAAACCUGCUUAUCAAAUUUCCUCUUGCCUGUUAAUAUAAACACCAUAAAGAAGGGAAUUUGAGAUUUCCGUCUGGGGAAGUGUAAGUAUUUAAAUGGAGAGUCGUGAACAAGUCUCCAGAGAGCUUCCCUUGAGCUCACACCUUCCUGUAGAUCAUCGAAACCGUCUCUCGAGGGGACUUUACACAGCGGCUCCCAGACUGGGAAGCUCUCCCCCACCCACUAAACCCUGGAUUCUACCUCCUCUAGAACUUAGGGAGCAUAACGACCUGCGUAAAAGCUCUCCUCUACAUGGCAGCAAUAAUUCUCUUCUCACCUGACACCAACUCCCCCCGCGCACAGAGCGUUCAGUUGCUGAUGAUCUCUGUUGGUGAAGGUCUUUCUACAAUCAUCCAUCACUUUAAACCGCCAGGUCGUGAGAAUUCAGUGUCUCUAGGGGCAGCAUCAGCCUCUCCCAGAAACGUAUUUCACCAAGUGCCUGUCUCUGUUAUCUUUUGUAACUCUUGAUUGUAAAUGACUAUUUCCUACUCUGAUAGACCGCAGUAUCAAUGCAAUUUUGUGAGUGUUAUUGUGCAGAAGCAUCCGUCCAGUCUCUGUCCUGAGGCACAGGGAGAUGGGAGUUCCCCACUCCAUGGAUAUCUGCACCACUAGGAGCCUAGGAUUUGUGUUUUGGCCAAGUUUACCUGUUGCUACGGUGCUCUGGGUCACAAGGACCAGCUCAAUCAUUACACAGUAACUACCAGCAGUCUGGCAGCCCUCACCAGUCCCACUGAAAAUGGAGACUGAGCAAUGGAAAGGGGGCCAUCCUUUCGCUGUUUCUCUCAUGUAUUCAUGAAUACAGCGACACAAAACAGUGUUCCUCCGGAGCCAAGGUGCAACACACACUGCACGUAUAGGUAUGGUAUGGUUGUCAGUCCUGCCCUCGCCUGCCGCUGUGGCUUCAAGCAGAGGGUGAGCCGUUACUGCCAUCUAACUGGCACUCUGUUGUACACUGGGACAAGAGAGCCCUUUCUCCCAAAGGCAUCACGUGGUGUACCACACAGAAGGCCGUCCCUGGCUGUACGGCAGGGAUAACAAUGGACUGCUCCUUCUGCUGCUAAGCCCCCGAGCCCCCUUUACCAGUGGCUGGAACACUGCUCUUAGAUGUGAAUCGCCUUGAUUCGGUGCUCCUCAUUAGGACCUUACAGACUCUUAUUCAAGAGGUAACUGUGUACACCUCAAAAAAUGGUCAUUAAACGUGCCUUCAGUGAGCCCCCUCCCACGGAAACAGGUUGACAUCCACUGCCUUCCUCUAAUCAAAUGUGUUUACUGCACAGUGAGUAUGCACUGGUUUAAUUCAACACUGAUCUCCAUCUUCCUGUGCCAAGUUUUUUGGAAUUUUUUUUAAGUCUGUACUUUAAUUAUGUGGAAACAUUUAAAGCUGAUUAUGGAAUAAAUGAGGCAAAAGAGGAGCCGAGGCCAGUGUGGUCUGGCCAUCUCAAUGGG